This is a messenger RNA of Anthonomus grandis grandis, 876 nucleotides long. RefSeq names its product sex peptide receptor-like. The record is from RefSeq and is a predicted model, not a curated record. Gene Ontology annotation, cellular component: membrane. Gene Ontology annotation, molecular function: G protein-coupled peptide receptor activity. Gene Ontology annotation, biological process: G protein-coupled receptor signaling pathway. NCBI's taxonomy places the organism in Eukaryota, Metazoa, Arthropoda, Insecta, Coleoptera, Curculionidae. The transcript is spliced from 2 exons. The coding region runs from base 1 to 876 and encodes 291 amino acids.
AUGCGCUCCCCCACCAACACCAUACUCACCGGCCUUGCUGUGGCCGAUCUCUUAGUAAUGGUCCAUUACGUCCCUUUUACUAUACAUAGGAACUUACCGCCCUCUCCCCUGCAUUUCACGCAUUUCAGUUACGGUUGGGCGGUAUUUUACAAGUACCACUCCCUGUUCACUUUGGUUCUUCAUUUUAUCUCUUGCACCCUCACUGUAGUGCUGGCCAUUUGGCGGUACGUCUUUGUCACUCAGGUGCACACCAACCGGGUGUGCUCUAGUCAAAAGAAAACCGUGAUGGUGGUACUGAUCAGUUAUACGGUCUGCCCCAUCACAUGCAUCCCAAUAUUAUCCACCAUCAAUAUUCUUGCUUAUUCGCAAGCGUGUGACUUAAAUGGAUUUAUCGUGGAUAAGUCCACGCGCUACUUGUACAACGAUUCGCAAAUAAUUCAUGAAAACAUUUACCUGCUUUAUCCCGAUGACCCAUACAAUCUGAGCCUCUGGCUUUACACCGUUGUUCUGAAGUUCGUGCCGUGUCUCCUCCUCACGUUACUCUCGUACAAAAUCAUUUCCGCCCUGGUGGAGGCGCAAAGGCGAAGGGCGAAUUUGCUGGGAGGAAACAACGCGGAGGAACGGAGUAGGGCCAAAAUGAACGCGAUCCAUCUGUUCAAAGAAAACCAAGCGGACAGGACCACGAAGAUGCUGUUGGCCGUUUUAAUACUGUUUUUGCUAACAGAAUUCCCGCAGGGCAUUUUGGGGCUGAUCAGCGCUAUUUUAGGUGGGAAGUUUCUUGAGGAGUGCUACGCCCCAUUGGAACAACCGAUCACGAUAAGAUCAUCUAUAUACAAAAAAGGCUCUAUCAGGGGUAAUGCCGGCGAAUGCCAUUGA